Impatiens glandulifera is the source of this 445-nucleotide messenger RNA. RefSeq names its product calcium-transporting ATPase 5, plasma membrane-type-like. Bases 81 to 389 code for a protein of 102 amino acids. Lineage: Eukaryota; Viridiplantae; Streptophyta; Magnoliopsida; Ericales; Balsaminaceae. The transcript is spliced from 3 exons. The record is from RefSeq and is a predicted model, not a curated record. Gene Ontology annotation, cellular component: intracellular membrane-bounded organelle. Gene Ontology annotation, molecular function: P-type calcium transporter activity.
GGGAAGUUCGUCUCCCAAUGAUAAGUUGCUCCUUGUGCGAGCCUUGCGCAAGAGAUGACAUGUUGUUGGUGUAACAGGAGAUGGAAUCAAUGAUGCCUCCCGCACUGAAUGAGGCUGAUAUUGGUCUCUCAAUGGGCAUCCAAGGAACAGAAGUCGCAAAAGAGAGUUCAGAUAUAAUAAUAUUGGAUGAUAACUUCGCUUCUAUUGUGAAGGUUGUUAGAUGGGGGCGUUCUGUUUAUGAAAACAUUCAGAAAUUCAUCCAGUUUCAACUCAUUGUCAAUGCUGCUGCACUUGUUAUUAAUGUUGUUGCAGCAGUUUCUUUUGGUGAUGUCCCUCUGAAUGCAGUGCAGGUAAAUAUAAUUAAUAAUCUAUGCACGCACCUGACAUGAGAAAAAAGAGAAAGAAACAAAUAGUAGGUAAUUAAUGGGUUCUUUUUAUUUUGUUU